AGCUCCGUCCCUCUGCGCGCUGUGCCGCUCCUCCGCUGCGAGCCUCACAGCCGGAAUCUAUGUUGUAGAUAGAUGGGCUAUGUGCCACGCGUCGCCAGCCUACAGGUCGCAAAGAUUCAAAGUUUGAUUUCACGUUUUUUGCCGUUCCGCCUCUUCUUCUUCUCCUUCUUCUUCCUCUUCUUUGGGCUUUUUUCUCCUCUGCUUGGAUACAGCUGACUUACGCAUUGGAUAUGUGCACACAAGAUGAUGACAACCCCUUUCCUUCCCGUAGAAGUAAAAUAAAAUAGGCUUUCGCACACACUGGAUUUACUCCUGUCAUUCCAUAUGAAGAAGUCAAAAAGUUGGAUACACGUCUGUGUCCGUUUCCUGCUGUUCAUCACUCUUGGGGUGCAUUCAGAUACACUUGACGUCAACCCAGUGACCGAUGACAUCUCCAAACUCUAUACUUUGAAGCAAAAUAUUCCUAAAGAUUACAAAAUUCCUGUGCGCUACGUUCCAAAACAAGAGGGUGGGAUGUGUUGGGUGAAAUUAAAUGUCUUCCCUUUGGAGGCAAGUUUACAAGAUUUAGCACAUAAGUUUGGAAACAUUUCAUCCAACAGAAACGACAUUAGGAUUUUCAUCCUAAUACUCCAAGACCUGCGGCUCAAAAUGGGUUCAGUGGAGUUGAUCAUGUACGAUUUUGAGUGCCACUACAGGGAAGAGAGGUGGCACACAGAGCGAUACUUUGACUUUGUCAAAGACUUUCUUACAGCUGCACAGAAUAAAGAAGAUUCAGAUGACUGUGAUCCUCCUCCCUGUCCCACGACACCAUAUGCAGUAAUAACAGAAGAAUAUUCAAAAGAAUCACCCACUCCCAGCAGUAAAGGCCCAAAGUGUUCAACUGACUGCACAGCAUAUACAGAACCAAGAUACCUUCCUGAGGUGGUGGAGCGAAGCCUUCUCUCCUUACUGCUCAUUCCACUCCUAGCCCUCGUAUUCCUGCUUGUAUGGAAGGUCAGAUCACGGAGAAAUGAGGAGGAUCUUCAACAAAAUCCCGGAGAAGAUGGACUCUUCACUGGAACAGAAGGGACUGCACCUCCACUAGAUGCUGACAUAUCAGAAAAAGACAAGCUGAGCGUCAUUGAGACAGUGUAAUGCUUCUAUCCAUUGAUGUUCUUCAGUGUAACUGGUCUCUACUUUUCUCUCCCAUUGGUGUCCAAACGUGAAAAACAAACACGAGGCUGAAUUUCAUAGUGAGAUCUCUGUUUUUGACUACUCUCCAGAUCCAUGAUGGCAGAUUAAUGAUUGCCGUGACCAAGAUUCUUCUGGUUAAGUUAUGCCUGAUACUGUAUGGAUAAGCUUGCCUUUCUUAAAAGACUGCAUUAACCCCAUGCAUUUGAAAAAAGACUGAGAUUUUAGCCGAUAGAAACACCCUCAUCCACCCUUCCAACCCUCAUCCAUUCAUCCAUCCAUUUAUUGCAACCUGUUGCAUCAUCAACUCUUUGGGGAAACAUUUGCCUCUCUCUCAUCACGUUGCUCCAGUCCGUCUGCAUCUUUGGGCCGACCAGUUCAUUUACAAAGAACAAAGCAGAUACUGACUGAUGCUGGUUAUCUCUUGUAUGAACUGUGGCAUGAAUUACUACCUCCAGUUGCCCUCAUGUCAACCACAUUCUCAACUGCUCCGCCAUUUCUUCUUCAUCUUGGGUUUCCCAAAGAUUAAUAACGUUAAGCAUUGUAGUUCCAAAGUGUAGUCACGUUCUCUGGUUUAGAUGUGUACCCGUGGGGGUGUACGAUGUAUUUAUUUAUUGGUUUCAACACUCAGAUGCUGCUGUUCAUACAGUACAACUGAAAUGUUUCAAGCAUUUAAGAGCACCUUUACUAGUGGGUCACAUUUAAAGAACAAUCUGUAAACUAACACAUCAUAAACUCAAAAACGCAUUCUGAACAAGUGACAUAAUCCUGUAAGUUGUUGUUGACUUGGCCGAUUUAGAAUGUGUGAGUGGAUUACAUGGAGAAAAGAAACACAUAUAUACAAAAUAAGCUGCUUUGACUAACUUACAUUUAGACUAUUGAAAUCCACAGUGACAUUCUGCUAAAGAGUAUCAGGGAUGACUUCUGUGGAUCAAGAUUAUUGUUUUUUUUAUUUAAAGGUGAUUUAUGCAGAAUGUGGGUGUCAGGCACAUAUAAGACUAGUGGGCCUUCGAAAGUAAAUGUUAGUUGAACAUUGCCUUUAUUUUUUACUUAUCUCACCUUUAUGUUUGCAAGCAAAGAAAUAACUGUUACAGGAGAGAUUUUUGAUGGCCAUUCCUUUAUCAUAGGAAUAUAAACUAAAUCGCUAAAGGAGAUGCGGUUUGUAAAAAACAAUUGAACAAACAAAUAUCAUAUAAUAUAAAUUUUUAUAUUCAAAUUUCUGUUGUUGACUGUUUAUUCAAUGACCAAAUGUACUCGCAAACCCAUCCAGCUUAGACUGUUCACUCACAGGGUGUAAUCUGUUCUUAAUGAAUUUGUCUUUGUCCAGUAUUAGUGUUGUGCUUGCAUAAUAAAACUCUUCAUAGACAAUCUGACAAAGACAGUUAGUGCAUUUAUCAAGGUUGGAUGGUUAAGAAAUGCUGAAGGAUGACACCGAUGCUCAUGAACUUUACAGACGACGCAUCUUAGUUACCUUCACAAUCCACAAUGCUCACCACAUGGGAAUGCCAUGCAAACCUAAACAUCAACUUUGCCUUAAAGUUGCGCCAUAACACACGUUAAAGCACGUGCAUUGUCAUCUCCUUCACAUACUGAACUGUAGCACAAUGGUGCGACUUUCGAAAAGUUAUUCCUUUUUUAAAUAUAAAUAUGGUAAGCUACAGAGCUGUCUCUCCCCAGUGUUUGGAAAUCCAUGUGACGGGCCAGAAAUCAUUCACAUACUUGAGGUCCGUUGGAAACAGUUGACAGUGAGGUUGUUAAAUUCAGUCCUGUAUUUACCUCUAGUAGUUGCCGAAGCCCUCAGGCCCAUUCUAAUGGGCUCCUCCCUGCACUCCUUUAACUUGGUGCACUCUGAGACUGAUAAAUUACAAACUGGAAGUGCUACCUUUCUCUGUAAUUACAGGUCUUAUGGGGGGCUAUGAAGAGAAAGGUGGUGGGGUUAACACUAUCUAAAAAGGCAAUUGACUUCCGCAAAGCCGGGCCCACACAAUCUAACAAAGUAGACCAUUUUUGGAUUUGGGGUAUAAAGAUAUUAAUGACAAUCACUAAAGAGGUAGGAGUGUGAAUAGGGCACGCUGGCUGUGACCUUUCCCAUCAGGCAACUAGCUGAACAUGACAGAAGUGGCUGGACAGAAACAUCUGUUUCUGUAUAUAGAGUAUUUCUGUCAUAUUUGUGGUCUUAUGUUGUAUAAUGUCCUUUUUUUUGGUUUUGUGCCUUGUUUGAUUAGUGUGACUGACUCAUGUGUAAAUGUCAAAAGCCUGUCUAUAUUUCUGUGUGGUAGCAGAAAGUGGGGAGAUCAUUACAAGGCAGUUUAGAAUAGUCUCACCUCAAUAACCCAAUACACACGAUUCCUAGUCGCUCUCCUUUUUGAAUAAGAGUUUAGUUGACUUGACCUGUGCCCAGUUUUGGUUUGGAACCCAGUUUUCUGGUAAUGCAGUGCUUCUGUAUGUGAAACCUAUAUCAAAACAAAACUGCAGUGGUUGCAACAUUUCUCUCCACAUGUUACAUUCUAGCCUUUGUAACCUUUAGGAAACAGUUCAACUGGUAACUGCUUGUUUCCUGUGUAUUGGGGAUUAUAUGUUGGGAUAUUUUUUAUAGAAGACAAGAGUAUGUUGUGCAAAAAUGAAACAAAAAAAUGUAUACCACAUUGGUGUUCAUAUAGUUCAGAUCAACAGUACCUUUCAGCAUCAAUAGCUGGCAUUCUUUGGUGUGGUGAAGUAUUGUUUGUUGUGUUGAACUGCAAGACAGCUUUAUUCAUUCAAGAGUGCAUUUUUGGGGAACACUAAUAAUGGGGACAUAUCACUUUUGCCAUAUUUCUAUGGCAGUUUAGAGCUAAAUCUGUUAGAAAAAGUAAACCAGAUUGGUGUCCAUAUAGUCCACCACAACAGUACUUUCAGCAGGUAUCUCACAAAUUGGUAAUGUGGCAAAGUACUUUAAUUUCCAAGCUUUUAAGCAUUUAUUUCCAUUCAAAGAUGCAUUUUUGAACAAUAUUGGAAUAUACUAUCUAUGGCAGUUUAGACCUGAGACUUUCUCUUUAGGUUGUGCUUCUCUACAUGAAGACUUAUAACAUGCAGUGCCCAGUGUUCUGACAGAGUCACAGGUUAGUCACAAACUAACAAACAAGGUAUACUAUGUCAAAGAUUGCUUUUUAUACAUAGUCUAUAAAUAUAAUGAGCUGCAACAGGUCUAAGCUGUGAACAAAAACAAACAAAAAAAAUAACAUGGUCUCCCAUUUUCCUGUCUGUGCAAGAGCCAGAAGCAGUUGGUGUGUCUGAUGCAUGGAAGCCAGACAACAAGCAUUUUCAUGCAUUAGUCAAGAGAAUGACUGCCCUUAAAUACUGUUCCUAUGUGGAUUGUUGUGUGGUCUCAAAAUAAGCAGAGCUGCAUCUUGAACAGUGCUUUUGGGCACGAGUGAUCCAAUCCAUCCCACUCUGGUGGGUGAAUCAAAUGGCUCUAGGCAGGAAAUAAGUCUGGGUGCCAAAAAGCAAAUGUAAUUAUUGCCCAGUUGGUAUUCUGGGUGAAAACUCUACUGUAUUCUGUAUUUUUGUAUAAAUGUAAACAAACAUAUAUGAAAUAUGAAUAAAGUACACGUAUCCAACUGUAA
Molecule: messenger RNA, 4772 nt
Organism: Amphiprion ocellaris (clown anemonefish)
Lineage: Eukaryota; Metazoa; Chordata; Actinopteri; Pomacentridae
Gene: kitlga
Product: kit ligand a
Exons: 10
Coding region: 325-1134 (269 amino acids)
Biological process (GO): cell adhesion; positive regulation of cell population proliferation
Cellular component (GO): plasma membrane
Molecular function (GO): stem cell factor receptor binding; cytokine activity
Source: RefSeq, a predicted model, not a curated record